Amphimedon queenslandica is the source of this 504-nucleotide messenger RNA. Its product is annotated as protein ALP1-like. The transcript is spliced from 2 exons. The record is from RefSeq and is a predicted model, not a curated record. NCBI's taxonomy places the organism in Eukaryota, Metazoa, Porifera, Demospongiae, Haplosclerida, Niphatidae. The coding region runs from base 1 to 504 and encodes 167 amino acids.
AUGGAUGAAAUACCCACACAACUAAUAUUCAAUUGGGACCAGACUGGUAUUAGAAUAGCUCCUUGGACAAUGGAUGAGAAGGGAAAAAAGAUGUUUGAGAUCGCUGGUAUCAGCAACAGGAGACAAAUAAGUGUGGUGAAAUGGACUGACUCAGUUCAUGAUGCUAGAAUGUUUAGUCAGUCCAGAUUGAAUGAACUCUUAAAGAAUGAAGUUAUACCUCCAUGCCAGCGAAGAAUUUGUGAUGAAGAUAUACCUAUAUUUAUUAUAGGUGAUCCAGCUUACCCAUUAAUGCCUUACAUUAUGAAGGAAUAUGCGGGUGGUGGAAUGAAACGUCAAGAGCAGUAUUUUGAUUUCAGAUUGUGUAGCACAAGAAAUGUUACUGAAUGUGCUUUUGGUCGAUUAAAAGCUAGAUUUGCAUGUUUAAAGCAUACAAUGGAUAAAAACAUGGAUGACUUACCUUUUAUUACAUAUGCCUGUUUUGUUGUGCAUAACUACUGCGAAUAA